AUGAGCAUCAAGUUCAAUGUGAAUGGCUUUCCCUACGAGAUCCAGGCGGCGGACUACGCCCCGGACACCACCCUCAACUCCUUUCUGCGGGAGCACCUGCACCUGACGGCCACCAAGUACAUGUUUGGAGGGGGCUGUGGCUCCUGCGUCUGCGUCAUCCGCAAGAGGCAUCCGGUCACCCAGGAGGUGCAGUCCCGGGCAGCCAACUCGUGCCUCACUCUACUCAACACCUGUGACGAUGUGGAGAUCAUGACGGAUGAGGGGCUGGGCAACCAGUUGACCGGCUACCAUCCAAUCCAAAAGCGACUGGCUCAGAUGAAUGGAACCCAGUGUGGCUACUGUUCGCCAGGUUUUGUGAUGAACAUGUACGGAUUGCUGGAGCAGCACCGUGGACAGGUGAGCAUGGCGCAGGUGGAGGAUUCUUUCGGGGGAAACCUGUGCCGCUGCACUGGAUAUCGACCCAUCCUGGAUGCCAUGAAGUCCUUUGCGGUGGACAGCUGUAUAGAGGUGCCUCCCGAAUGCGUGGACAUCGAGGACUCCUUCGAGUUGCUCUGCCCGAAGACUGGACAAUCCUGCAAGGGAAGCUGCUCCAGACCUCCUCUGAGGGAUCAAAGUGGAAGUCACUGGUAUUGGCCCAAGUCGAUGGCGGAACUCUUCUCGGCUCUUGGCCAAGUGGCUAAUGGGGAACUCUACAUUCUGGUGGCAGGGAACACGGCUCACGGAGUUUACCGACGACCCAGGAACAUCCUCCACUACAUCGAUGUGAACAUGGUGCCGGAGUUGAGGCAGUAUAGCAUCGAGUCGGAUCACCUGUUCCUCGGCGGGAAUGUCACUCUCACGGAUGCCAUGCAGGUUUUCCUGCUGGCCGCCAAGAGACCUGGAUUCGAGUAUUGUGCCCAGUUGUGGCAGCACUUCAACCUGAUCGCCAAUGUGCCGGUGCGAAAUAACGGCACACUAGCGGGCAACAUAAGCAUCAAGAAGCAGCACUUGGAGUUUCCUUCUGAUGUGUUCAUCACAUUCGAGGCCCUGGAUGCACAUGUUCUAGUCUACGAUAAUCCCACAACCCAAAGAGUAAUGACCCUUCUCUCCUAUAUUAGCGAUACAACUCCAAAACUGGUGCUUGGAGGAUUUAUUCUUAAAGCCUAUCCAAAGGACAGAUUCCUAUUCAGAUCGUACAAGAUCUUGCCAAGGGCACAGAAUGUUCAUGCUUAUGUGAAUGCUGGAUUCCUCAUCGAAUGGCAAGAUAUUCAGCGUAGGAUUGUGCGGUCUGCUCGAAUUUGUUUCGGUAACAUUCGACCAGAUUACGUUCACGAUGAAGAAGUAGAGAAUUUACUCCCCGGUAGAGAUCUUUAUGAUCCGGCAACAGUUACACAAAUAUUUCAACAACUACCAAAUAGCAUUCAAGCUGACGAACGGCCACCGGAAGCUUCUCCGGAAUAUCGACAGAUCCUGGCCUGCUCCUUGCUCUACAAGUUUUUAUUAGCCACUACUCCAAAGGAAAGAGUUAGGGAGCGUUUUCGCACAGGGGGCUUGCUUUUGGAAAGACCUCUGUCCUCGGGGAGCCAAACUUUUGAGACCAUCAAGAAGAAUUACCCAGUCUCGCAACCUGUGCAGAAACUUGAAGGUUUCAUUCAAUGCUCUGGUGAAGCUACUUAUAUGAACGAUUUACUGACCACUACAAAUGCGGUGCAUUGUGCUUUUGUCACUGCCAAACGAGUUGGUGCCACCAUCGAGCAGAUCGAUCCUUCUGCUGCUCUUCAAUGCAAAGGCGUAGUGGCAUUCUACUCGGCCAAAGAUAUUCCCGGAAGAAACAGCUUUGUUCUGAUGGAUCAAUUUACUCCUGAACAAGACGAGGUCUUCGCUGCUGGACGAGUGAAGUAUUACGAUCAACCUUUGGGAGUUAUAGCAGCUCUAACCCACGAUACAGCUGUUUAUGCAGCCACUUUGGUGGAGGUUACCUAUGCCAGGGAUCAGCAAAAGAUCUUCACCUCCAUAAAUCAAGUACUGGCCGAAAAGCAAACCGAUCACAUUGUUUGCUCAAAAAAGAAUACAGAGGAAGCUCUAAACUUGCCUCCUUUGGCACCUGGCGAUGUCAUUGGCAGAGGCAUUCUGGAAUUAGAAUCCCAGUACCACUUCACCAUGGAACCGCAAACGACGAUUGUGGUGCCACUGGACAACAUCCUGCAGGUCUACUGUGCCACUCAAUGGAUGGACAGCACCCAGGGAUCGAUUGCCCACAUGCUGGGCGUGAGUGUGAACUCCAUUCAACUCCAAGUGAGACGAGUGGGUGGAGCCUAUGGAGCCAAGGUCACCAGGUGCAAUUUGGUGGCCUGUGCCGCCGCCCUGGUGGCUUCGAAGCUACGAAGACCAGUGAGAUUCGUUCAGACCAUCGAGUCCAUGAUGGAAACACUUGGAAAGCGAUGGGCCUGCCGAUCGGAUUAUGAGUUCCGUGUUCGCGCCAGUGGAGCCAUCAUCAUGCUGACCAACAACUUCUACGAGGAUGCCGGCUGCAAUCUGAACGAGAACGUUGUUGACUUCCUCACAAAGCCAAGUCUAAAGAGUGUUUACAACCUGACCGAUUCGAACUUCAGGGUGACAGGCAGUGCCAUCGUAACUGAUGCACCCAGCUCCACUUGGUGUCGAGCUCCGGGAUCUGCAGAGGGCAUUGCCAUGACGGAAAACGCUUUAGAGCAUAUCGCCUUCACUUGCCAAUUGGAUCCUGCGGAUGUUCGUCUGAUCAAUCUUGAGCCUGGAAGCAAAAUGGUGCAGCUCCUGCCAAGAUUUCUGGCAACUACGGAAUAUCGAAAGAGGAGGGAACAGAUCAACAUAUUUAAUACCCAGAACCGAUGGCGCAAGAGGGGUCUGGGAUUAUCCUUGAUGAGUUUUCCACUCAACACAGCGGUGGCCUUCAACUAUCCAGUGACAGUGGCAAUUUACCGGGAGGAUGGAUCGGUGGUCAUUUCCCACGGAGGCAUUGAGAUCGGUCAGGGAGUGAACACCAAGGCGGCACAAGUGGCUGCUCUUGUGCUCGGAGUUCCUUUGGACCAGGUUCGAGUGGAGACCAGUAAUACGGUGAGUGGAGCCAACUCCAUGCUGACGGCCAACUCGAUGACCAGCGAGAUGAUUGGAUUGGCGGUGAGGAAAGCCUGCGACACUUUGAACAAACGAUUGGCUCCUGUGAAGGAGAGACUUGGACCACGGGCCACCUGGAUGCAGGUGCUCCAAGCUGCCUUUUUGCAAUCCGUCUUUCUCAUUGCUACUGAAUCAUACAAAUUAGGGGAUAUACCAAACUACAACAUCUACGGGCUGAGUCUCACCGAACUGGAACUGGAUAUUCUGACGGGCAAUCAUAUCAUCCGACGUGUGGACAUCCUGGAGGACGCUGGCGAGAGUCUGAGUCCGAACAUCGAUGUGGGUCAAGUGGAAGGCGCUUUUGUGAUGGGCUUGGGCUACUAUCUCACCGAGCUGCUGGUCUACGAUCGCCAAACGGGUCGCAUCCUGACGAAUCGCACCUGGAACUAUCAUCCUCCGGGGGCCAAGGACAUCCCCAUUGACUUUCGCAUCGAACUGCUCCAGAAGAAUCCCAAUCCGGUGGGUUUUAUGCGAUCCAAAGCCACUGGGGAACCGGCUUUGUGUCUGGCUGUUGGGGUUUUGUUCGCCAUGCAACAUGCCAUUCAGUCGGCCCGAAAGGAUGCAGGACUUCCCAGGGAGUGGGUCAGAUUGGGGGCACCCACCACCCCGGAAACGGUGGUGCUGAAUUCCGGUACCCACGUGGAAUCCUUCUCCUUGCAAUAAGGUUAAUUCCGAUCCGUAUUUUAAAGAUUUUAUUUGGUGCGUGGAUGUGGUAAUCAACUAAAUUACAUUUACAUAAAAGAUCUGUUAACGCGUGUUGAUUAAUGGUUAAAGUAUAAAAAUAUUUUAUUAAAAUGUUAUGUUUUAAAGUAUAUA
Drosophila ficusphila is the source of this 3948-nucleotide messenger RNA. RefSeq names its product indole-3-acetaldehyde oxidase (gene AOX2). NCBI's taxonomy places the organism in Eukaryota, Metazoa, Arthropoda, Insecta, Diptera, Drosophilidae. The record is from RefSeq and is a predicted model, not a curated record. Gene Ontology annotation, molecular function: 2 iron, 2 sulfur cluster binding; iron ion binding; FAD binding.